AUGGUGGAUCCACUAAGGUGCUGGGGCUGCGAAGAGCCGCUCCUACUCUUCUUUCUCUUGGGCUCGCUGUGUGGGGCAGAGGCUGGGGUUGGGCAGAUCCGUUACUCGGUGCUUGAGGAGCUGGACAAAGGCUCUUUCGUGGGCAACAUCUCCAAGCAUUUGGGGCUGAAGUCCCGGGAACUGGAGGAGCACGGAGUCCGCAUCGUCUCCAGAGGUAAGACGCAGUUUUUCUCUUUGAAUCCCGGAAGCGGCAGCUUGAUUACCGCGGGCAGGAUAGACCGGGAGGAGCUCUGCGCACAAAGCGCGCAGUGUCUGGUGAGCUUUAACAUCCUGGUUGAGAAUCAAAUGAAAAUUUAUGGAGUAGAAGUAGAAAUCAUCGAUAUUAAUGACAACCCCCCACGCUUCAGGGAUGAGGAAUUAAAAGUGAAAAUUAAUGAAAAUGCGGUAGUAGGAACACGGUUGGUGCUUCCCUUCGCGCGGGAUCCAGAUGUGGGUUUGAACUCUCUCCAGAGCUACCAGCUCAGCUCCAAUAUGCAUUUUUCUCUGGAUGUGAAAAGCGGAACUGAUAAGCAAAAGUACCCGGAGCUGGUAUUGGAUCGACUUCUGGACCGCGAGAAAGAGGCUAUCCACGACCUCCUCCUCACAGCUGUAGAUGGUGGAGACCCCAUACUCUCGGGCACGACGCACAUCCGCGUGAUGGUCCUCGAUGCAAACGAUAACGCGCCGCUCUUCACUAGACCAGAGUACAGAGUAAGUGUCCCAGAGGACAUUCCUGUGGGUACUCGACUGCUCACGCUAACCGCUACGGACCCAGAUGAGGGACUAAAUGGGAAAUUGACCUACUCUUUUCGCAAUGAAGAAGACAAAAUUUCAGAGACUUUCCAACUUGAUUCCAGCCUGGGGGAAAUCUCAACUCUGCAGUCAUUGGACUAUGAAGAAGCCAGCUUUUACCUAAUAGAAGUAGAAGCUCAAGACGGAGGUGCUCUUCUUGCCAGCGCUAAGGUGCUUGUCACAGUACAGGACGUGAAUGACAAUGCUCCGGAGGUGAUUCUCACCUCUCUCACUACUUCCAUCUCUGAAGACUGUCUCCCAGGAACCGUAAUUGCUCUGUUUAGCGUACAUGAUAGUGAUUCGGGAGAGAAUGGUGAGAUUUCAUGUUCUAUUCCCAGGGACCUUCCCUUUAAGUUGGAAAAGUCCGUUGAUAAUUACUAUCACUUACGGACAACAAAAGCCCUGGACAGGGAAGAGACAUCAGAUUAUAACAUCACAAUAACGGUCGUUGAUUGUGGAACUCCAUCUCUGUCUACUGAAACUCAUAUCUCGAUAAAAGUGGCGGACAUCAACGACAACCCACCAGCCUUUGCUCGCACUUCAUACUCUACCUACAUCUUGGAAAAUAAUUCGAAAGGUGUCUCUAUAUUUUCUGUGACCACCCACGACCCAGACAGUGGAGAGAAUGCCCGGGUCUCUUACUCCUUGAUUGAGGGCACCCUCCAGGGGGCGCUUCUGUCCUCCUAUGUCUCCAUCAAUCCCGACACCGGCGUCCUGUAUGCACUGCGCUCUUUCGAUUAUGAGCAGUUCCAAGGUCUGCAGCUGUGGGUAACAGCUAGCGACAGCGGAAUCCCGCCACUUAGCAGCAACGUGUCAUUGAGCCUGUACGUGCUGGACCAGAAUGAUAACGCGCCAGAGAUUCUGUACCCCACCCUUCCCAUUGACGGUUCCACCGGAGUGGAGCUGGCUCCCCGCUCUGCAGAGCCCGGCUACCUGGUAACCAAAGUAGUGGCUGUGGACAGAGACUCUGGACAGAACUCUUGGCUGUCCUACCGCCUGCUCAAAACCAGCGAGCCAGGGCUUUUCGCGGUGGGGGUGCACACAGGCGAGGUGCGCACUGCGCGAGCCAUACUGGAUAGAGACGCACUCAAACAGAGCCUUGUGGUGGCAGUCCAGGACCAUGGUCAGCCCCCUCUAUCGGCCACAGUCACGCUAACUGUGGCUGUGGCCGACACCAUUCCUGAUAUCCUAGCAGACCUGGAGAGCAUCAAGACGCCCUCUGACACUGACAAUUCCGGCCUCACCCUGUACCUAGUGGUGGCCUUGGCUGCGGUCUCCUGUGUCUUCCUUGCCUUUGUCAUUGUGCUGUUGGCGCUCAGGCUGAGGCGCUGGCACAAGUCGCGUCUGUUGCAAGCUUCAGGCAGCCGGUUGAUGGGCAUGCCCGCCUCACACUUUGUGGGCGUAGACGGCGGCGUACAGGCCUUCCUGAAGACCUACUCCCACGAGGUCUCCCUCACUGCGGACUCCGGAAAGAGUCAUAUAAUCUUCCCUCAACCCAACUACGCGGAUACUCUCAUUAGUGCAGAGAGUUGUGAGAAAAGCGAGCCUCUUCUUAUAUCUGAUCAGAUAAACGCAAACAAAGAACCAGAAGUUUUUCAGGUUAGUUUUGCUUUUCAUUAA
Chrysochloris asiatica (Cape golden mole) is the source of this 2451-nucleotide messenger RNA. RefSeq names its product protocadherin gamma subfamily A, 5 (gene PCDHGA5). Gene Ontology annotation, molecular function: calcium ion binding. Gene Ontology annotation, cellular component: plasma membrane. The record is from RefSeq and is a predicted model, not a curated record. The transcript has a single exon. Bases 1 to 2451 code for a protein of 816 amino acids. NCBI's taxonomy places the organism in Eukaryota, Metazoa, Chordata, Mammalia, Afrosoricida, Chrysochloridae. Gene Ontology annotation, biological process: homophilic cell-cell adhesion.